AGGCUGAAGGCUGCGGUUCACUACACGGUUGGCUGCCUGUGUCAGGAUGUUGCAGAAGACAAGGACGUGCAAUUCAGCAAGCAAACCAUUGCCGCUAUCGCAGAGAUCACCUUCAGGCAGUGUGAGAACUUUGCAAAAGACCUCGAAAUGUUUGCAAGGCAUGCAAAACGGAGCACAGUCACUACAGAAGAUGUGAAGCUUUUGGCUAGAAGGAGCAAUUCUUUGCUAAAGUAUAUCACCCAGAAGAGCGAAGAGCUCGCAUCAAGUAACAUGGAGCAAAAGGAGAAGAAGAAAAAGAAGUCCAGUGCAGCUAAGGGAGGGAGAACUUCUGGGGAACAAGAAGCAGCUGUGGAAAGUGAAGAUUCCAACAUGGCAUGA
Messenger RNA from Pelecanus crispus (Dalmatian pelican), 378 nucleotides. NCBI's taxonomy places the organism in Eukaryota, Metazoa, Chordata, Aves, Pelecaniformes, Pelecanidae. The record is from RefSeq and is a predicted model, not a curated record.